AUGGCAAACGGCUGGAGCCUCCUCGUCGGCCUCAUCUUCAUCCUCGUCUUCUGCGCCGUCGCCUGGUUCGCAAGUCCGAAGGGGGAGAACCAAACUAUCUGGCGCUCCACCCUCAUCCUCUCGGCCUGGUCCUGCUACAUCAUGUGGGCGGUGACGUUUCUGGCGCAGUGGCAUCCGCUUAUCAGGCCUGAGCGGGGCGAUCUGAGGCCGAGGGUGGUGGACCAUGGGCCGGAUGGGAUGUUUUGA
Messenger RNA from Coniosporium apollinis CBS 100218, 246 nucleotides. RefSeq lists its product as uncharacterized. The record is from RefSeq and is a predicted model, not a curated record. Gene Ontology annotation, biological process: vacuolar acidification; proton transmembrane transport. The transcript is spliced from 3 exons. Gene Ontology annotation, molecular function: proton-transporting ATPase activity, rotational mechanism. Gene Ontology annotation, cellular component: vacuolar proton-transporting V-type ATPase, V0 domain. NCBI's taxonomy places the organism in Eukaryota, Fungi, Ascomycota, Dothideomycetes. The coding region runs from base 1 to 246 and encodes 81 amino acids.